UCUCCCGGUGCCGCUGUCACACGCCGGUUACUCGUGUCGUUUCUCACUGCCGCGCGGCGAUUCCCUGGCGUGCUGGUCAAUUCCUCCAGCCCAUUGGAUUUAUAAAACUUGUCGUGUAGACGGAUAGAGGAUCCGUGCCUAAAAGAUGGAGUUAUGGUUGCUGAUGUUGGCAGCCACGACGGCGGCGGCGCAGGACAACUACAACCCGUUUCUUCGCGGCCUCAUGUCUGGCCUGAGUGACAUGCCAGUCAUUGGGAACGUCCUCCGGGCAUCAGUCCAUCCUCUUUAUCAGCCUCUCGUUAGCCCUAUAUUGCCCAGGAUUAACAGCAGUGAGUCGGAAGGAGAAGGGGAGGACGAGGUGGACGAGCACUGCUUCGGCGAGCUCGGCUGCAUUACGACCGACAGCGACUUCUUCCACCCGAUCCACCGGCCAGUCAACCUUCCACCUUACCCUCGCGAGCAGAUCAACGUCCUGUUCACCGUCCACACGAGGGAGGACAAGGAAGGCACGGUGGUGGAAGCUCUCGACCUCCACAAGAUCGCGAACACUACCUUCAGGCCGGAGAGGAAGACCAAGAUCCUCAUCCACGGGUUCUUAGACGGGAGCUUCGUCACGUGGAUGCUGGACAUGGUACGCAACCUGCUGGCCUACGACGACUACAACGUGCUCACCGUGGACUGGUCUGGGGGGUCGCGGGCCCUGUACUCGCAGGCCACCGCCAACACGCGCGUGGUCGGUCUCGAGGUCGCCCAUCUGAUCAACUAUCUGAACAACACCAUGGGACUUCACCCGCACGACGUCCAUAUCAUAGGACACUCACUGGGUUCCCACACUGCAGGGUACGCGGGCGAGCAGGUGCCGGGCCUAGGCAGGAUCACGGGGCUGGACCCGGCCGAGCCCUUUUUCCAGUACCUUCCGACCCGCGUUCGCCUCGAUCCGUCGGACGCUCUCUUCGUCGACGUGAUCCACACUGACAUGGAUUCCAUUUUCAGUCUCGGCUACGGGCUGGAGCAGCAAGUCGGGCACCUGGAUUUCUACCCGAACGGCGGCCGACAACAACCCGGCUGCGAUUCCCUCAGCCGCAUCCCACUCACGGCGCUCACCGAUGGCCAGGAUUUCCUCGAGGGCCUGGACGCAGCACAGAAGGAGUUCAUCGCCUGCAGCCACAACAGAGCCCCGAAGCUCUUCACAGACUCUAUCCUCUCGACCUGUCCUUACCUGGCUUUCGAGUGCUCCUCUUAUGACAAUUAUAUGGUGGGUGAAUGUCACAACUGUGGUGAAGACGGCACUCGUUGUGCUCCCAUGGGCCUCCACGCAGACUCAUGGCAAGGGAACAAAAGCAAUCCUGUGAAGGUCUACGUCUCCACAACUACAGGGCCUCACUACUGCGUGUACCACUACCUAGUGAAGGUGCAGCUGGCAGCUCCCAAAAGCUUUCAGGGGAGUUUACGGGGCCGUCUCGCUCUCUCCCUUAUCACCGAAGAUGGUAAACUGAGAGAUUUUGCCCUCACGCCACGGUCAGCCAGAACCUACGAGCGUGGCGGGACCUAUACGUUCUUCGUCAGCCACACCGAAGACUUGAGCUCCUCGCAGGACGCCCUUGUGCACUGGACGUAUGAGGCAGACAUGUUUAAUCCACUCAGCUACUGCGUCCUCUUCUGCGAUAGUACUCUGCCUCUCGCCUAUGUCUCCGUCACCACCUUGGAGGGCGCUGGUACUAGAUUUCGAGAGUCAGGGAAGAGUGGCAGAUCCCCCGAGGUCGUGAUGUGCCACAGACAGGGCGAAGACAUGAUCCUUGUGAACAGCGAGGAGUCUGUGAAGAUCGUCGCUUCCCCCUCUUGCCUCAACAUCAAGCUUCACGAGACCAAGCAUGACUUCGCCAACCAGACCCUUGACCUUAUCAACGCUGGAAUCUCCGGCAUCACCUCACUGUUCUCAUGAGAUACUGGGGGCGACUUGUUAUUUUUUUCUUUUGUUAUAGUUAAUGAGCACCUGUCAUUUGUUAAAGCAAUGUGAGGUCACUUCGCGAGUUCCAUUGUAUCAUCCAUCUCAUUUUCCAUUCAUGCAUUUUGUACAGAAAAGUUAUGAAUAAAAUUAUUGUUCA
Penaeus monodon (black tiger shrimp) is the source of this 2105-nucleotide messenger RNA. Its product is annotated as pancreatic triacylglycerol lipase-like. The coding region runs from base 146 to 1942 and encodes 598 amino acids. The transcript has 11 exons. The record is from RefSeq and is a predicted model, not a curated record. Gene Ontology annotation, molecular function: triacylglycerol lipase activity. NCBI's taxonomy places the organism in Eukaryota, Metazoa, Arthropoda, Malacostraca, Decapoda, Penaeidae. Gene Ontology annotation, biological process: lipid metabolic process.